CUCAGCUCAUGGAGGACAGAUGUUGCCCGUCCUGUUUUAUGGAAGUGGAGUCAGGACUCCCAGCGGCUACACCACGUGCCUGGCCACGUGGUGAGUCCGUGGAGGAAACUGGCCGAGAUCCAGGUCUCCUGAAGCCGAUGCCACUCCCCAGCCCUGCUGAGAGGAUGGGCUGCCUCAGCCCGUGGCGCCACCUGGCCUGACCACCAGGUGUUCCCGGAGUCCGUCGUGCCUCUAAGUGGAGCGUGGCUAAGAGGGUCCAAAGGAUCCCGUCUGCUGAGCGACAGAAGCUGGCGCUGGGAGCCCGAGGGCCGGCUUCGGGUGGCAGGACACAGGGGCGCCACGGACUUCCACGGUCCCUGGUGGCCUUUUCCUAGGAAGGAAGGACAACCUUCACCCUGAGAUUAUAGGCUUCCCUUAGUUUACGAAACGAGAGCAGAAGGUCUUUGACAUCACUCCCACACACACUGGGCAAAAGGGAAAGGACGCAGACCUCUGCCACAGUCUGCACGCGGCUCGUUCGUUUCUGAUCCGUCUGAGAAAUCAGAAACUCGGGACACCAGCCGAGCACCUGUUCUAGAUUCCACACCACCCUUCCCCAAGGCAGCCUCCACCUCCCACCAGCCAGGAGCAGGCGAGGCCAGGACUCAGCGGGAAGGCCGGCAGGCGGCAGAGCCAGUGUGGGCACUGUGGAGCCAUGGAACAGGAGGCAAGGCCCGUGCUCUACCGACAGCUGCUGCUCUGGGACCCCAGCUUGGGGUCUGAGGAUGAUGAGGACGAUGAGGAAGAGACCUCUGAGCUGGUCGUUUCGAAUUCCUGGAGGCCCCACAACUCCUUGGGCAGGAACGAGGUUGGCAGGCUGCCCGGGGCCUGGGCUCGCCUCGGCGCCGCCCUGCUGCUGCUGGUCACUGGCUUCUCCCUGGCUGCGAGGCAACUCUACAUCAGGGGUGACCCUACAGGAAGCCAGGGCUCAGCAGCCCCCCGGCCUGGCGGGCACUCCCAUGCCCCUGGUGUGUACCACCACAGUGCCAUCAUCAGCCCGGCAGCCAUGUGCUCCCACCUGGGCCGAGAGCUGCUCAUCGCCGGGGGCAACGUCGUGGACGCGGGAGUGGGAGCAGCUUUGUGUCUGGCGGUGGUGCACCCUCACACCACGGGGCUAGGUGCCACGUUCUGGGCCCUCUUCCACAACAGCUCCUCGGGCAGCCCAACUGCCCUGAUGCCGGGCCCUGCGCAGCCCCUGGCCCCCGGCCUGCAGCUGCCGUCCGCCCUGCCCAGCUUGCGCCUGCUGCACGCGCGCUUCGGCCGCCUGCCGUGGCCACGGCUGCUGGGGGGUCCUGCCUCGCUGGCUCAAGAUGGCUUCCUGGUAGACACAGCCCUGGCCACAGCUCUGGCAGCCCGGGGCACAAAGGGCCUCUGUCCACUACUGUGCCAUGCUGAUGGAACCCCCCUGGGCCCCGGGGCCCGAGCCACCAAUCCCAAACUUGCUGCCGUGCUGCGCCUAGCGGCCCAAGCCCCAGACCUGGCCGGGGAUGCCCUACUGAGCCUGCUGGUCAGAGACCUGGGGCUGCGGAGGCCCCAAUCCAGGCCCCUGCCCACCCUAGAGCCCGCGGUGCAGCAAGCCAUACCCCAAGGCAUCCUGUCUACCACCCCUGGCCCCUCAGCCUGCCCAGAGCUGCUGGCGAUGGUAGGGGCAGCCCUGCACUCAGGAGAGCCCAGCCCCGACCCCUGCCCGGCACGCUCACCAGCUCCCGUGGGCCCUGUGGGCACUGUCCUGGCCACUGUAGACAGCGGUGGCUCGGUGCUGCUCCUUACCUCCUCACUCAGCAGCCCCUUUGGCUCCGGACGCCUGUCCCCUAGCACUGGGGUUCUCCUUAGUGACCUGGGGGCCAAGCCUAUAGACAAUGCCUGGGCCUGCCCCCUCCUCCUCCAUGGAAGCUCGGAUGACACAGAGGCUGACAUGUUAGGGCUGGUGGCUUCGGGAACUCCUGCGGUGGCCAGAGUUGUGACUCGUGCCCUCCUCAGUCACCUGGCUGGGCCCCAGACCCAGGUCCAGCACCAGCGACGGCAGGGACCGACACGGAGCACUAGCGUUUGUGGCCAAGGGACCCUGCUCCAGGUGGCUGUCCAGGCAGAGCAUGCCCAUGUCUCCAGUGUCCCCAGCAGCUGCUGCACUGUCCAGGGGUUCUAAGUGGGGGAUGUGUCUAGCCGGGGGUGGGGGGGUGGGGGUGUCCCACCUGGCGGCAGGAGCGGAACAGACCCAGCAAUGAGGUCGUGCAUAGCAAGCAUGCCUAAUUACCGGCUCGCUGCUAGCUCAGGUCCACAAUGUUGGCCCGGUCAGUACCCUGGACUCCAGAUCGGGUUCUUUUUCAGCUGAGGAGACUGAGGGUACUGGGGAAAGAGCCCCAGACUCCAGUUCAGAUCCGGCUCUGAGAAGGACAGGUAGUAGGGUGCCAAGCCCCUGCCUUGGCUCCAGACCCCGUGGGCAGGGCAGGCAGAGCCUGGGGUCCCGCUGGCCUCUCGGUCUCCCCCUUCAGGCCACCCUCUGCCGAUGUCUCUCAACUGAGCUGGAAACAAAAUAAAGAUCAAAUCUCUCGGAUGUCUGUGCCGCCCGCUUCCCAGUUUCCCAUCGGCCUGUGAGGUGCUGGGUGUCAUGACCUCCUCGUUGGGCACCAUUGCAGACCUACCCCGGACAGGCAGAGGCUUGGGCCACGGUCCUCCAGCUUCCCCUAACCCUGUUCGCCUUCUGCUCCUGGGGCACCAUAGACAAAAGGUAAACGUUUGCGUCUCACUUCCUAAAACGGCAGAACAAGGAAGGGGAUGAGAGGAGGAGCAGGAGGGGCCCCAGGGGCCUGGGGGCAAAGGGAGCCGGAGCUGGGGGUGUGGGCCUUAAGGUGGGUGUUGGCCCUGACAUUGCCAGCCUCCCACGCCCCCCCCCCAGGGCUGGGGUCCCCGGGGAUGACAACCCUCCAGACACAGCUGCUGCAGUGCUGACGCGGGGUGACCCGCUGUGCUCCUCCUCCUGGCCCUUGCCUAGUCACCCCUGCUUUCCUGGAACUCACUCCCCUCCCUCAGUGAAGGGCAGCACCGGCUACCCGGCUAUAUCCGCCCUGUCUGUCCUUCUCCCUCACACCCAUCACCCCCGACCAGCUCCGGAUCAGCUCCGGACCAGCGGGACUCCCACGGGCUGGCUCCAUCCACCCCACCAGGGGCCCCUCCUGCUUUUCCGCUGCGGUCCUGCGACCCCCACACCACACGGGCCAAGUGAUCUUUUCAAGGCCUGCCCGCGCACAAAACCCUCCAGGGUCCCCACUGCACUCAGGUUGAAAUCUGAGGGGCUCCCGGGUGGCUCGGUGGGCCAAGCAUCCCGCUAGCAUCCCGCGCUAGGUUUCCGCUUCCACCGCGGCCUCGGGGUCCUGGGAUCGGCCCCGGCGGGACUCCGCAGGCUCACUGGGAACUCGGCUUGAGACGCUCUCCCUUCUCCCUCUGCCCCUAAAAUAAAUAAGUAAAUCUCUAAAGUGAGUCAAUAGGGGCGCCGGGGUGGCACCGGUAGUGAGGCGUCUGCCUUCGGACGGGGUCUUGAAC
Molecule: messenger RNA, 3579 nt
Organism: Lutra lutra (Eurasian river otter)
Lineage: Eukaryota; Metazoa; Chordata; Mammalia; Carnivora; Mustelidae
Gene: GGT6
Product: gamma-glutamyltransferase 6
Exons: 6
Coding region: 695-2185 (496 amino acids)
Cellular component (GO): extracellular exosome
Source: RefSeq, a predicted model, not a curated record